Styela clava is the source of this 1432-nucleotide messenger RNA. RefSeq lists its product as uncharacterized. Lineage: Eukaryota; Metazoa; Chordata; Ascidiacea; Stolidobranchia; Styelidae. The record is from RefSeq and is a predicted model, not a curated record.
UGUAGAUACAUAUGAUAUACAUGUCUAUAGUAGUUGGAAGUUGUUCAGAGAUAAAUAUGAACAAAUUUAAACUGUCAUAUAUUAUUGCCGUAGCAUUUACAUCGGUAGCAUGUUUACUAAUGAUUUUUGCCAUGUCUUCAACGGAUUGGAUAAAUGGAUGCAUUGCAUUUGACCCCAUUCAUGAACAACUCAAAUCCUUGCAAGUUUCCAAUGAGGAUUUGAAAGAACGUUUUAACAACAUAGUUUCGAAGCUCAGAGGAAGCAAAAUAUGCUUGCAUUGUGGGCUUUUCCAGUUAUCUGUAAAAUUCGGAGACUUAACGAGUAUAUCAUUGGAAGUUAAUAUGUCAUCAGGCUCUGUUAUUUUCUGUGCCAUUUUUCUGAUGAUUUCCAUUGUGAGCUGCUUGACAUUUAUGAUCCCAAUUAUUUUAACAAUUUGUCGAGAAACAAAAACACGGAAGCGAAUGCUCAGAACUCAAAGACACAUAAAAAUUGCCUUGAUUUUGCUGGUCAACGCGACAUGGACGGCAACGAUGGGAAUGGUUUCUUACGCCGCGGGAUCCUCACAUAUCAUCCAUAGUCCACAAAAAUUUAUAAAAGUAAUAAGUCAAGGAGCAAUGCAAUCUGUGGAAAAAAGGAUACGUCACGGAGUGGUUACGGGAGAUUUAUCGGGGUAUGUCGGUCUAUCAGGAUUCAACACUUCCAAUAUACAUCAGUCCAUAAAUGAAAUGAUAAUUGGUUUGGAUCCGAUGUUUGGACGUGACUUCAUUAUUGGAUGUAUCGUUCCCCCAAUACUUAUAAUAAUGUGUUUCAUAGUAGCUUUUGUUAGACACAUGCUUUUAAAACAAUGAUUUAUUAUUUUACUUAUAUGAGACGGAAUGAAGUCGACAAUGCAGUAGCAUCUGGUCUUUAAUAAGAGAUUGAUGAGACUAUUAUAGGCUAUUUUGGACAAACUCGAGUUAAGUUUAAAAUGCAACCUAACUAUCUUUCUAUUUGCCAACUUUUACAUAAUACCAGGCUUGUCCAUGGGAAACGUGGGACAAGAAAUAACGGAGGAUUUUUUAGGAAAUUAUGAUAAAACACUCGUAAUGAAUUUCGUGUCCAUAUAUUUGGGUAUAGCUCUCUUGUUAGUUAUAAAGAGCAAAAUAUAUUCAGCAUUAACAAUAUACUUGUGGAAGGGGCUGAUGAUCGCAUGUAUAAUAAUUUUGAAUCCAAAGUUAACAAAGUCAGUAAAUAUUGUUGCUUUGCAUGUCUCUUCGUAUAUGUAGUCCUGUUUAGUAGACGCUAAACCUAAAUAUAACAAUUUUUAUCGAAUUGUAUUCCAAUGGGAAUCCCAUGGGAUGGGAUUGGACAGGCAUAAAUUGCUAUGGGAUGAGAUGAGACAGAAAAAGAUGUCCCAUGGACAAGCCUAAUACAGUAUACAUAUACGUGUACA